AUGUGUUUCACAUUUCUGACUGGUUGUUUUGGUGCAAUCAAUACGUCCACAAGAAACAUUGACUUAGGUGGCGAUUAUCAUACCGGGAGGCACACGGAGCGCUGCUUUCGGGUUGCAUGCAAAGUGAGCACAAAUCAAAGAGUCCGCCGAUCCUGUGAAGUGGGGGCUUCGGGUCCCCCCAAACUCCGGGGCGAAGGCAGCGGGCGAUGUUCCCAGCCCACCAAAGAGAGCCUGGCCUCGGGGUGCGGAGUGAGCAAUGACCAAAGCGCUGUCAGGAGUGGCAGGCAGUCGGAUCGGAUGGGGAUCAGUGAGGCAACAACCGUUGAAAGAAAGGUGGAUCGCGAAAUUAUUGCCCGAAGGAAUAGCAGGCGAGGCGGAAUGAUGAUAAAGUUGAACUUCUGUUUCAUCUUCUGUCGGGGAUGGUGGGCGUUUCUGUUGCUUCAGCUCCACAUGUUGCAAGCACUGGCACAAGAGUUUCAUCCUGCCUUCGUCCUGGUGUCAGUUGGAAUAUUUAAUGGAUCUAUGUCUGGCUGGAGAGCUAUCGGUGCGAGCAGACUGGCCCGACAGUGGCUGGAGAUUGGCGAUUAUGUAGCAGCAACAGUAGCUUCCUUUGCAGUUAAGAGAAGGAAGGAAAUCCUGCUAUAUUGGGAUUCUCUUUCGCUUCCAGGUGUGAAGCUGAGGGUGCAGCACCCUUUGGAUCGGAGGUAUGAUGUUGCACCAUACUUCAAGACUGAACCAGGCUUGCCCCAGAUACACUUGGAAGGAAAUCGACUGGUACUUACGUGCCUUGCCGAAGGCAGCUGGCCCUUGGAAUUCAAGUGGUUACACAAUGACAGUGAAAUCACCGCCUACUCCAGUGAAUAUAAGUACAUCAUCCCAGCUUUGCAGAGGACUGAUGCUGGCUUCUAUCAGUGCGUCGUACGGAACAGGAUGGGGGCGUUGCUGCAAAGAAGAUCUGAAGUCCAAGUGGCAUACAUGGGAAAUUUCAUGGACACAAACCAGAGAAAAACAGUGACUCAAGGACAAGCUGCAGUUCUAAACUUCCUCCACAUACUCAGCUAUCCAAGACCACAAGUGACGUGGUUUAGAGACGGGCACAAGAUUAUACCAAGCAGCAGAAUUACAGUGCGCAUUUAUAUUCCUUUUGGAUUUUGUGCAUUGUCUGUCACCAAAGCCUCAGCGUGGUAUUUUAAAGGCGUGUUUCUAGAUGAUCAGAAGGAAGCAGUGUACGUGCUAGAAAAGUAUCAGGUGGAGAAUCAGAGAGAAGACAAAAAAGAUCAACAGCAAAAGAAAAUGA
Charadrius vociferus (killdeer) is the source of this 1297-nucleotide messenger RNA. RefSeq lists its product as uncharacterized. Gene Ontology annotation, cellular component: plasma membrane. The record is from RefSeq and is a predicted model, not a curated record. Gene Ontology annotation, molecular function: protein binding. NCBI's taxonomy places the organism in Eukaryota, Metazoa, Chordata, Aves, Charadriiformes, Charadriidae. Gene Ontology annotation, biological process: axon guidance; cell adhesion. The transcript has 7 exons. The annotation marks the transcript as partial.